This is a messenger RNA of Plasmodium knowlesi strain H, 2997 nucleotides long. Its product is annotated as gamma-glutamylcysteine synthetase, putative. The record is from RefSeq and is a predicted model, not a curated record. Gene Ontology annotation, biological process: glutathione biosynthetic process. Gene Ontology annotation, molecular function: glutamate-cysteine ligase activity. The transcript has a single exon. The coding region runs from base 1 to 2997 and encodes 998 amino acids. NCBI's taxonomy places the organism in Eukaryota, Apicomplexa, Aconoidasida, Haemosporida, Plasmodiidae.
AUGGGAUUCCUCAAAAUUGGAACUCCAUUAAGUUGGGAGGAUGUGCAAAAAGUAAAAUCACUAAUCAGGUUAUAUGGCAUACUGCAGUUUGUUCAUACAUACAAAUGCAACAAAGACCGAGUAGACGAAAAUAUAAUGUUUGGAGACGAAAUAGAAUACAUCGUUAUUUGCAAUGAUGAAAAUUUAAAAGAAUCUUCUGCUCUUUUAUGUGCAACAGAUUUGAUUGAUGAAAUGAUGAACCUAGAAAGUGUUACUUAUUGUGAGUAUGGAUCUCAUUGGACUCCAGAAUAUUCUUCCUUCACCAUUGAGGGGACACCUUCCGUUCCGUUUAAAUUUGAUAUAAAUUCUUCACCCUUUGUUGAAGAUUCCAUGCGCAUAAGGAGAAUAAAACUGAACAAUGUUCUCAGUGCCAUUCCAGGAGUGCGGGCCAUCACUUUGCCAUGUUUCCCAAAUUCGCUCCUAGAGAAUAGCUUACUUAUGGCCAAAAGAAUCAUCCAAGAAACGGGUAAGAGGAAGGGUGACAAGGAGAAAGGUGUUGGUUCAGGUGGAGAUGCCUUGGAGGCGCCAGGAGAUGAACAUGUUAAUCAAAAAGAAGCGGAGAAGGGACAGAGGGGGGAGAUGGUUAAAAAGGUCAUCAGUCAAGGAGAAUACAAAAUCACGCUGAAUGAUAGCUCGCAGACGUAUGCGGACGAGGGUAAGUCUACCCAGUUUGUAAACUCGGAUAUGAUUGCACAAAAGAAUGACGACUCUUUGAUGCAAGAAAUGUGCGAAGACGAAGUGGGCAGUGCGGACCAGGCAGACCAGGUGGACCAAUUGAAUGAAUCAAACCAGAUCAGUCAGCCGACCACCCCAAACCGACCCAUCUUCAUAAACGAGGCCAAGGAAAACCUCCUCUUCGAAUGCGACCUAUUCAAACCAGAGCAAACGCAUCAGUACAGCAACAGCUGCCUCAUCACCGAUAUGGUAAUCAGUCCACACGCCAGGUAUGUUACCCUAACGAAGAACAUAAGAAAACGAAGGGGAACAAAAGUCAUUUCAUUUAAUGAGAUAUACAAAGAUGAGAACACAGAGAAAAUGCCCAGGUGGGAACACUCACUGGACAAAACGGAUAGAAGACUCUUCAAGAAAAUAAAGAAAAAGUGCAUCCUUGAUGAGCACUUAAUUUGGAACAAGUCUAUGACGAACAAGAAAAAAAUAGAAACUGUUGGAUCGGAUUUUCUUCCAAGUGAAGCACAAGUGGCGUCUCCAGGAGUGGUAAAAGUGUCAGAGGAUCCUUGCACGGAGGACUCUCUGACCGCGCCAGCUAACCUAAUGAACCAAGUGAUAAAAAAUAGCCUGUUCAGCAACCUGGACGACGAGAAGGAUUACAUUUACGUGUACGAUCGCAAGUUUAUCGAGGAGUAUUCGAAGAAGUGCAAGAAUCCAAUUAAGGAUUAUGUUUACCUAGAUGCAAUGUUCUUCGGAAUGAGCAUGUGUUGUCAGCAAGUAACAAUGUCAUUUCCAACGAUAGACGACGCGAAGUAUUUAUAUGAUCAACUAGCUGUUAUCGCGCCUUUGUUCUUAGCCCUAACGGCAUCAACCCCAUAUUUAGGAGGGUUUCUGACAGAGACGGAUACUCGAUGGAGAGUCAUAUCAAAUUCUGUUGACUGUAGAACAGAGGAGGAACUAGCCUACAUUUCCAAGCCAAGAUAUUCAGGUAUAUCUUUGUACAUUUCUAAUGAGUUGCCACUCAGGAAGAACUAUCAUUUCUAUAACGACAUAGAUGUGGUGUUGGAUAAGAAUGUGUAUGAUAAAUUGGUUAAAGAAAAUGUUGAUGAUUUUUUAGCUAGGCAUGUUGCUUCUCUCUUCGUUAGAGACCCCAUCGUUGUUUUUGAGGGAUCCUAUAGUGAAAAGGAUAUACAGUCAAUUGAGGAGAGGGUGAAUAGGUUCAGUUCCAGCAUGGGAGUAGAGGAGUCUUUCCCGAAGGAUGAUUCUCUGCCAGAAAGAGAUUCCGCCGCUGGUUCCGCUAGUAGGUUGGACAAGAACCCCAUCAGCAGCGUGUAUCUGAGUGAUGACUUCAGCUUUUUGGAGGAUUACGAAGAGACGGUAUUGUCCUCCCAUCAGCACUUUGAAAAUUUCCAAAGCACUAACUGGAACAGUGUGCGCUUUAAGCCGCCACCUAUCCUGAACAACCACUGCAAUGGGCCAAGUUCCAUAGGAUGGAGAGUAGAAUUUCGCACGCCAGACAUUCAAAUUACCGACUUUGAAAACGCAUCAGUCGUUACGCUCAUCAUGGUAUUAUCCAAAUUUAUCCUAAAGGAGAAGUUGAACCUAUACAUUCCCAUGUCCAUGUUGGAGGAAAAUCUUUUCCGUUCUGCUAACAGGGAUGCCAUUUUUAAGGAGAAGUUUUACUUUAGGAGAGACUUAACAUAUGACACGGAAGAUAAUCAAGUGGAGGAAAAGACUUUAUAUGAUAUUUUUUUUAACGAGCACAAUGGCAUUUUCUAUCUUUGCUCUAAGUACAUUGAUGAACAGUUCCGCGAGGGGCAACUUUCCCAUGCAGCUAAGAAUAAAAUAAAUGAGUACAUUGAAUUUGUGAAGCUAAGGUGUGCUGGAAAAAUCUGUACAGGUGCUGCCUAUUUAAGGAACUUUAUUUUGAACCACCCAGCUUAUGAAAAGGAUUCGUACAUCAACAGCAGGAUAAAUUAUGACAUUUGCAAAUUGAUAGCUGAUAUAGGGAAAGGACUUAUCAUUCCUCAGGAAUUAUUAGGUGUGUUUGUGGACCCUUACAAGGAAAGAAUAAAAAGUGAUUUGCGGCAAAUUAAUGAAAGCCAGUAUGUGAAGAGCUUAGCUUAUAAAUUCAUCUCCGGGGAGGAUUACACACAGUACCUGCUGCUUAGCGAGGCCAUUAAGGAAGGUCAGGAUUACUACACCGGUACGAGGCGCAGCUAUUGUGAGGAAUCCAUGGAUAACAACACGCUGGAGUUUGGGAAGAAGCUUUACCAGCUUAGUGCUUAG